AGAGAGACACCGAGGAAGAAAAGACGAAGAAGAAGGCGACCAUGUUGAUUUAAAGCAAGAAGAAACACAAUAGAGGCGAUUUAUUUCAAGUAGAAAUCAGUUAAUAAAGCGAAUUGUAAAGGAAGCAGUUCAUCAAUCGCACACUGAGAACCCCUUGUAAAAUAUCAAAGAAACUAAGGCCUAUAGCAUAGUUAUAGCAAACAAGCUGAGAAAGGAGCUCCUCUCAUCGGCCAACAGUUUACAACUUAGAUAUGUUCAACAUGUAAUGGUUACAAGUUUGAGUUGUUGGCUGACUUUGAGGAGGCAGCGGGUUGAUCACGGCCACACUCGCACACAGACCUGAAGACCUGUGGUGUCCGGAGAGAGCGGGUCGAACACCUGGAGGAGAAAGAAAAAGAAACACACACACUGAGACUCAAAAGGGGUGGAAAGCUUUUGGGCUUUGGACUAGAAAACCCCUUGUAUUUGUGAAUUCAAUUUUUUCACACGGUGGAGUGACAUAUAUCCACACCGUGGAACUAAACGGAGAGCGUUACAGACUAUGAUUUUGGGGAAACACUUGUGCAAAGUUGGACAUCCUUUUUUUCAAGGACAGGGAUAUUGAGCAACUCUAUGGACUCAAAGUGGAAAGAGGAAAUAUUGUUCAAUUUACAAACAGAAGUUCAAGCGUUGAUUCAAGAUUAUAUUGAAGAGGCUGUUCCCCAAGUUCAGAUUGCCUUAGUUGUUCUAUUUCAGGACUUGAACCGCUUUGAUACUUGUUCACAUAUAAUUUUUCUAUAUUGCGGGCAAGUAUAUUCAUGCAUAUGAAUGCAGAUUUCUCUUCAUUUUGAAGAGCUCUUGUGUAAAAACGUGUUUUUUGUUCUUGUACGUCAGUCACUCUGUUGUUGAAGGGGACCGAACUGCACGUACAUGUGUAUAUGUAAAUACUACAAAUUGACUUCUGUUGUAAAAGCUUUGGACUUAAAAAGAAUAGAAAAUAUUGUUUGUUAAUGCUUUAUUAAACUUUUUUACUUUUUGAAGAGAAUUUUUAAAAAGAGAAACCUAAGAGGCAAAAAUCUAAUACUUUGAAGAAGAAAAACAAAAGCAAAGAAAACCGGAAAAAUGGCAACGGCCAGGACAGAAAACAUUGGCCCAGUUGUCAUGGGACUGAACAAGCAGAAUGGGCAACUCAGAGGACAGACUAAACCAGCGUCAGUCCAGCAAGCACCCACAACUCAAGGAAAGACUUUGGGUGCACCCCAGAUAGCGGGUGGUGCUGCUCAGGACGGAGGAGGCAUCAAGUUUGGAGAUGACUGGAAAAAGAGCCUAAAGCUCCCUCCCAAAGACAACAGGGUCAAAACUUCAGAUGUGACGUCCACUAAGGGGAAUGAGUUUGAAGAUUACUGUCUCAAGAGAGAACUCCUGAUGGGCAUCUUUGAGAUGGGUUGGGAGAAGCCUUCCCCUAUCCAGGAGGAGAGCAUUCCCAUCGCUCUGUCUGGACGGGAUAUUCUGGCUCGGGCUAAGAAUGGAACAGGGAAAAGUGGAGCCUAUCUCAUUCCACUGCUAGAGAGAAUAGACCUGAAAAAGGACCAUAUACAGGCACUUGUCAUGGUGCCCACCCGUGAGCUGGCACUGCAGGUAAGCCAGAUCUCCAUCCAGAUCAGCAAACACCUGGGGGGAGUCAAAGUCAUGGCCACCACCGGGGGCACCAACCUGCGAGAUGACAUCAUGCGUCUGGAUGAGACUGUCCAUGUGGUUAUCGCCACACCUGGUAGGAUCCUGGACUUGAUAAAGAAGGGAGUGGCAAAAGUGGAUAGAGUCCAGAUGAUGGUGAUGGAUGAGGCGGAUAAGCUGCUGUCUCAGGAUUUUGUGGUGCUCAUCGAGGAUAUCAUCAGCUUCCUGGCCAAGAACAGGCAGAUCCUGCUCUACUCUGCAACCUUCCCCAUCAGCGUGCAGAAGUUCAUGGCCAAGCACCUUCAGAAACCCUAUGAGAUAAACCUGAUGGAGGAGCUUACUCUGAAGGGAAUUACUCAGUACUACGCCUACGUCACAGAGAGGCAAAAAGUCCACUGCCUCAACACACUGUUCUCCAGGCUUCAAAUCAACCAGUCGAUUAUCUUCUGUAACUCCACUCAGCGGGUGGAGCUUUUGGCCAAGAAGAUCACUCAGCUGGGCUAUUCUUGCUUCUACAUCCAUGCUAAAAUGAUGCAGGAAUACAGAAACAGAGUGUUCCAUGACUUCAGGAACGGACUGUGCAGAAACCUGGUCUGCACUGAUCUCUUCACCAGGGGUAUUGAUAUCCAGGCUGUCAAUGUAGUCAUCAACUUUGACUUCCCCAAAAAUGCGGAGACUUACCUCCAUCGUAUUGGAAGAUCAGGGAGGUUUGGUCACCUUGGCUUGGCCAUCAACCUGAUCACAUCGGAGGAUCGCUUCAACCUGAAGGCCAUAGAAGACCAGCUGGUCACCGACAUCAAGCCCAUUCCCAGCAGCAUCGACAAGAGCCUCUACGUGGCCGAGUUCCACGCGUCUGGCACUGACUGUGAUGUGGAGGAGAUUGAGGAGACACCUGGACGCCAACAGGACACCACCUAAACCAGGACACACCGGGCUUUUGCACAGACAUCAGCGCUUGCACACAAGCUUCAGGCAAUUCUUAAGUUUCACAUUUCUCACACAUUUAUAUUUCAGAGCCUGUUAAAUGGAUCUAAAGGCCUUUUUUUUUUUUUUUUUUUUUUUUCCCUUAUCUGUUCCUCAAAGAAAGCUGCCUCAUUCUUUAUUUUUUAUUAAUUGAUAAACUAUACUGUUUUGCACCAAAUUCAGAAUGUACCAUGCAUCCUGCAAAUGAGUUCAGCAUGUUUCGUUGGAUUUAUCUUGGUUAGACAGCACUUGCUGUUGAAACACAGGCCGCAGAGCAAAUGUCUAUCAAAGCUGUUUUGAACCGGUCGUUCUUGGGAAAGGUUUUCAUUAUCCGCAGCGAGGUUGGUCUCUUGCUAAAGUUACAAUGGUGCACUUAACACCAGCCAUCGUUUUGUCCACUUACACUGUUGUUGUCACAAAGUGCCUUACUUACUGCCGUGUGCACUCAUCCAUUCAUAGCCUGCUGUCUUCUGUCACGCAGCAGAGUACGAGCACAAAUAUGGUGAAUUUAAUAGUAACCCUAGUUUAUUUAAACAUCCGUUAUGCAAGGGAAAAAGACAACAAUCGCACACACUCUCCUGCUGAGAGAUGUGUUGAAACACGGCUCAAACUCCUAAAAACCCAUCCUGAAUGUGAACGUUUUAUUUUUAAUGUGAACAUUGCAAUAAAAAAAAGGGCAGCUUUAUUUAAAUACUGCGUGACUGUUUCUCCCUUUUUACUAUGGAUAAUAUGAGCAUCGUUAAUACGAUAAAACGGCAAAAGACACAAGCCCCCAUACUGAUUCAUGGAUGUUAGCCUGCAACCACAAAAACAGCUGGGGAGAUGAACAGCAGCCUCAUGCUGUUACAUUGUGAUCAUUGCUGGUGAGUUUGCCCGCACACCGCUUUAGUUUGGAUGUUCUUUUACAUCAAAAUGAUCAUAUUGGACUGGUGAAUACUCUAAACCCAUGUGCCACUGAAACUGGUAGAUGAAAAAGAAGUUUCCACUCCCACAUGCUGCGACAGCAAAGUACUAAUGCAUCCGAGGCUGGUUCAGAACAGUUGUGAUAGUAACGUGCCAUUACCAAGCUGAUACACAAUUAGGUAUCAACGGGUCCAAGGGAUACAUUGUUUUUGUAGAAGUUGGUGCAAAACUAUAGUUUGAAUGCUUCAGAUUCAGUUAAAUGGUGUGGAAAUAUAAGGUGGAAUUAGUUUUUUUUCUGUUUUUUUUUUUUAUAUAAAAACCCCAAACGUGACAAAAUGGAAGUUGGUGAAUGUAUUAGUUGCCAAUGUGAAUAUUCUCUAGCACAGUGGUUGAAUGCCAAGCUCUUGAGCAAACUUGACAUUUGUAUUGCUGCUGUUGCAUUAGAAACUGCUCUUCAGGCUUUGCUUUUAUGAAAUGAUGUACCGGAUAUGAAAUGGUGUCAUAGACUACGAGGUGAUGAAACCUGCUCGGCCUAUAAAGGAGCACAUUGACCUUCAAUUGAACCACAACUAAAAUUAGAAAGUUUUCCUUCUGCAGCAGCGAUACCUUUUUCCUUUCUUCCCCCAGCACAGCUGUGUGUUAUUAAAAAAUAACAAUGGGAGGGGUGGGCUCUGUGUUUUGAAAGCAAAAUUGUAGCAUCUCUGAACAGGCAGCUGUGACUUCUUUGUUUUUGUCCCCCCCUUUACAGAGCAUCACUUAAGAUAGAAAAAAAGACCUAAAAAAGAAAGUAUUUUUGCUUUUAAGAUUUAUUUUUGAUGUUGCUUAAAGCAGUUUGAAGAGGGGCGGGCCGGGACCGUGAGGCUUUAGCACUGGGUAACGUGAAGGGGUUUUGGGGUGGGUUUGCAGAGCCAAGUUUUUUUUUAUUAUUUUAUAAAUAGAUGCUCUUAUGGUGUCUUGAAUCUUUCCUUCUCUGGUACUUAAAGCAAAGACAAAAGCUUUGAUUUAAAGUUGUUUCCCCUCAAAAGUACACAAUACUUGUUUUCUUUGUGUUUUAAGUACCAGAGAGAGUUGAGUUAUACGGGAAAGAGUUUCUGGAAAUUGUUCAAGCGCUGAUCGUCUUGACCCGGUGUGUGUGUGACGACGAUCAGAGGGCUUUGAAUUGUUUUCAGCAACUCCAUCCAUUUCCCACAAGGGCACUCUAUAUGAGCUGUUGGGAAUCAUUUUGAGGAAAAAAAAAUUGUAAAUGAUUCAUUGUUUACACUAGUCGUUUACAAUUACAAAAAGAAAAUACUUUGCUUCAUGAGUGGAGGUUGAUUUUUGUUCCCUUUUUAUUUUUUCAUCCUUGAAAUAGAUUUUCAGGAUUUACAUUGAAGCGAAACCAAAGUGUGUGUGUGUGUGUGUGUGUGUGUGUGUGUGUGUGUGUGUGUGUGUGUGUGUUGUGUGUGUGUGUGUGUGUGUGUGUGUGUGUGGUGUGUGUGUGUGUGUGGUGUGUGUGUGUGUGUGUGUGUGUGUGUGUGUGUGGUGUGUGUGUGUGUGUGUGUGUGGUGUGUGGUGGUGUGUGUGUGUGGAGCCAAGUAGUUACUCGUGUGGAUGUGAAUAAUUCGGAGUGAGACUGCACGUACUUGUUGUGUGUCUGUUUUCGCGUGCAGAUUUGUCGUCCUGUGUUUUUGUUGGCGGUCUACAAUGUCUUAAAUAUCAGUAUGGCUGUUUACAGUUGUCAGGGAUGUGUUUUUGUUUUUCCUUUACCAUCUCUAUCGUUCUCCAGGAGCAAGUUUGUGGACCUCAUUCUAAUUUCUUAUGACAAGUUUCCACUUUUCUGUUCUUUAUCUGUUUUUUGUCCCUGAUCACGUCCCUGACAGUCAUUCCAUGAUCUCUUUUGUGACCCAAAUCUGUAAACCCCCUAAAAAGCUUUUUAUUACAACUUCAUUCAACUUUUUGUAGCUCCAGCCAUAUGUUCUGUUCUGUUAUGACAACCGUUGUAUCAUACACAAUCCAGCUGAUGAUUGGAGCUAUGAAAAUUAAGACACAAGUUGAAAUAAAAGGUAGUAAACUUGUGCAUCAGUGGCCACAAAGGAGGUUAUGACGAAUGCCGUUAUGAACGAGUGAUUCUGUUUUUGUCAUCAGGUGUUAAGACGUCUUUGUCUGUGUGUGUGCACUCCGACCUGUGGAGUCAGGAGUGCUGACGGGUGGGAGGGAAAAUUAGUUAAAAAGGGCAACUGUUUAAAAAAAUAAAAAAAGAAAAGGUGGGGAUUUGGGUAAAAAGUUUUGGGAUUCUUUAUAUUCUAAAUUGGUGGAAAUAAAA
Messenger RNA from Etheostoma spectabile (orangethroat darter), 5821 nucleotides. Its product is annotated as probable ATP-dependent RNA helicase ddx6. The coding region runs from base 1102 to 2571 and encodes 489 amino acids. NCBI's taxonomy places the organism in Eukaryota, Metazoa, Chordata, Actinopteri, Perciformes, Percidae. Gene Ontology annotation, molecular function: RNA helicase activity; nucleic acid binding; ATP binding. The record is from RefSeq and is a predicted model, not a curated record. The transcript is spliced from 14 exons.